GCCAGAGGUGAGCACGAGAUAUGGAUGUUGAACUUUUGAUCUCAACAGUGGUGACCUGGCUUGAACUUGCUGUCCUUGUGUAUCUUUACACUCAGGCCUCCUCGUAAGUCAGCACAUCCAGAGGAUAUAAAAACAUCUGGAAGAAGAAACGGACCACGCCAAACUGAACUCCUCCGUCCUUGCACUGCCUCCCCACAUGGCUUCCUCCACCUCCACUUCCACCACCGUCGCCACCUCCGACGCUUCCACCCAAAGCCACCACCUUCAGGGCAGCGGCGGAGUCCACGGCCACACCCCGGCGCCUCCUCCUCCGACCCCAUCAAACCAACAAGCCUCCAAAUCCCUCCCCUCCGACGCCGACGCCGCCUUCUCCCGCUUCCUCCACCAACUCCGCAUCGCGCCGAGCCUCUCCUCCUCCUCGUCCUCCUUCUCCAGAUACUCUCGCCUUUCCCCUAUCUCAUCCCCCUCUUCUUCCCAUCCCCUCCACCCUUCUCCUCCCCUCGUCUCCCUCCUUGAACCCCUGCCGGACCUCCUCUCCGUCGCCGCCGAUCUCGGCUUCUUCCACCUCGCCAACCACGGCCUCCCCUCCCACCUCCCCGCAUCCGCCCUCCUCGAAUCCCAAUCCCUCCUCCACUGUCCCACUAUUCCCACCACCAAUACUUCUUCUCUCGGCUUCAAUCACGAAGACGAUGACGACGGCGAUGAAUCGGAUGAUAAAGAUCCGAUCUUUGUCUUCGAACCCGACUGGAAUGGAUUGGAAUCCUUUCCAUCUUUGGUGGAAUAUGCGAAGGAAUUGGAGAGGGUGGGAUUGGAGGUGGUGCAGAUGCUGUCCUCGUCCUCGAUCCCCGGAGGGUUCCCCGAAAGCCCGUUUCGAGAGAGGAAGGCGAGGUGUUUGAUGUGGGUCUCGGUGUGUUCGAGUAUUGCGGAGGGAGAGGAAGGGAUGGAGGUGGGGACGAUGAGGAGCGGCAAGGCCUAUCCAUAUGUGGUCGGGCUGCAGUACGAGAUGAAGGAGUGGAGAGAGCCGAGUUGGGUGCUCGGCGACGCGGCGGAGUGGAUUCCCGUCGAGCCUCGCGCCGACUCGAUCCUCGUCACCCUUGGAGAUAUUGCUCAGGUUUGGAGCAAUGGAAGGUUCAAGAAGGUGAGGGGUAGACCUCAACGCACUUCCCCGCACUCAGAUGGUUCCAGUGAUUCUGGCCGCAUUUCUUUGUCUCUGCUGGUGACCUUGCCUUUGGAUAGUGUCAUCUCUCCAUUGUUGCCACUGGCAGCAGAUGACUCUGACCAGGGUAUUGCCGAUGUUGGUGAUGGAGGUUGUAAUGAUGGUGCAAGAAGGUUUCGAACAUUUACUCUGGAGGAAUAUGCUUGGAGGAUUUAUCAUGAACGCUUCCCAUUCAAAGAUCCUCUGCUCAGCUACCGGAUAUGAGAUCAUUUUAAUCUCUCUCUCUUCUCACGGAGGAAGAAUAAAAAAACUUAUCACUUUUUACCAUGUUUGAGCUACUACUUAUUUCUUUCAUUCUAGCAUUCAUUGUGGCAUGCCUUGUCAGUUAGUUUGUUGUUUACUGUUCCUGGCAUAAUGAUUUAAUUUUAGUAUUUGCUUGUAUUUGGUAUAGUUAGAUUAGUAUGGGGCAUAUGUAAGGAGACAGGAAGGGGGUUCCAGACUGAACCCUCCUCUGAAAUGGACCUUUGUAUACAUUGGCUGUCAGCUUUUGGCUUAUGGAAUCUACAUGUUUAAAGAGGAAGUUGUAUUUUGAUAAAAUGUUUGUAAUCCUUCAGCUGGUAAAUUGUUUGAUUUUGACUUGUUGCCGUUA
Molecule: messenger RNA, 1805 nt
Organism: Elaeis guineensis (African oil palm)
Lineage: Eukaryota; Viridiplantae; Streptophyta; Magnoliopsida; Arecales; Arecaceae
Source: RefSeq, a predicted model, not a curated record